UGCGUCAUGCCACUUCCGCUCAACUCUCAGACCUGCCUUUCUAGUAGAGUGCCUGGUGUGAUCGGACAGCAGGAAAGCUAAAACCACGUAGGAAAAGGGACUAAAGAUGCCUCCAAAAAAGACAGAAGCUCCAAAACAGCCUCCACUAAUUGGCCGAUUUGGAACAUCCCUGAAAAUUGGCAUUGUUGGGUUGCCAAAUGUCGGGAAAUCUACAUUUUUUAAUGUGCUGACCAAAAGCCAAGCUGCUGCAGAUAACUUCCCCUUCUGCACCAUUGACCCGAAUGAGAGCAGGGUGCCAGUUCCUGAUGAGCGCUUUGACUACUUGUGCCAGUACCACAAGCCAGCAAGUAAAGUUCCUGCUUUCCUUAAUGUGGUGGACAUUGCUGGUCUGGUGAAGGGAGCUCAUACAGGCCAAGGACUUGGAAAUGCAUUCCUCUCUCAUAUCAGUGCCUGCGAUGCCAUUUUCCAUAUGACCCGUGCUUUCGAUGAUGAAGACAUCACUCAUGUGGAAGGCAACGUCGACCCAGUGAGAGACAUAGAGAUCAUCCAUGAGGAGCUGCGGCUAAAAGACGAGGAAAUGAUCGGCCCGAUCAUAGAUAAGCUGGAGAAAACCGCCGUCAGAGGAGGAGACAAAAAACUAAAACCUGAAUAUGAUAUUAUGAUGAAAGUAAAAAACUGGGUUGUGGAAGAGAAGAAACAUGUCCGAUUUUACCACGAAUGGAACGACAAAGAGAUUGAGGUGCUGAACAAAUACUUGUUUCUGACAUCAAAGCCCAUGAUUUACCUGGUUAAUCUCUCGGAGAAGGAUUACAUCAGAAAAAAGAACAAGUGGUUGGCAAAAAUCAAAGAGUGGGUAGACGCCCACGAUCCUGGUGCCGUGGUCAUCCCACUGAGUGGAGCGCUGGAGGCUAAACUUCAGGAGAUGGAAGAGGAGGAGAGGAAUAAAUACUGCGAAGAACAGAAAACGCAGAGUGUUCUGACCAAAAUAAUAAAGACGGGCUACUCGGCACUACAGCUGGAGUACUUCUUCACAGCCGGGCCAGAUGAGGUCCGAGCUUGGACCAUCAGGAAAGGAGCCAAAGCUCCUCAAGCUGCAGGGAAAAUCCACACGGACUUUGAGAAAGGCUUCAUCAUGGCGGAGGUGAUGAAGUACAGUGACUUCAAAGAGGAGGGCAGCGAGAGUGCAGCUAAGGCUGCUGGAAAAUACAGACAACAGGGCAGAAACUAUGUUGUGGAGGAUGGUGACAUUAUCUUUUUCAAAUUCAACACACCAAACGCUCCCAAAAAGAAAUAAAGGGACCAGAUCACCGUCAGAGGAGUGUCUCAAUUGGGCUUCAGAGAUCUGCACCGUCAGCUGGUUUUUAAAGUUUUUCUUUAAGACCUAAAAUCAAACAUUGUGCGAAAUUAUACCAUUUAGUAUAAUCCCAAAAAAGGCAUGUAUUUACAUCUUAAGCUAAUCACUUGUUUGGAUAAUCUUCAUCCAGCCUAGAAAGAGUUCAGCUAUUUUUUUUUUUCUUUUUUUUUUCAUGAUGGGAAGUGGUGACUAAACCUAAAUGCACCAGAAAGCAACUUAGCAUUUCCCUUGUAAUGAUGCUGACAUUUUAACAUACAGAAGUCUUUUAUUAAAAUAUAUAUUCAGUUUUAUGUCAUUAUAAUUGACCAUUUAAAUUCCAAAGGUUUGGUAACUUUACUGCUUUCAGUUAAACUUCAAGUUCAGCAGCAUUCCUGUGGUUCAUUAGACAACAAACAAGACUUCUUCCCUUAAUAACUCCUUUGUUAUCAUUGAGAAAGGAUUUUUAUGGCAUAGUUUUCUCCU
Messenger RNA from Cyprinodon variegatus (sheepshead minnow), 1816 nucleotides. Its product is annotated as obg-like ATPase 1. Gene Ontology annotation, molecular function: ATP hydrolysis activity; GTP binding; ATP binding. NCBI's taxonomy places the organism in Eukaryota, Metazoa, Chordata, Actinopteri, Cyprinodontiformes, Cyprinodontidae. Gene Ontology annotation, cellular component: cytoplasm. The transcript has 11 exons. The record is from RefSeq and is a predicted model, not a curated record. The coding region runs from base 107 to 1294 and encodes 395 amino acids.